AUGUUUUUCACGAUUCACCACAAAAGUGUUAAACAUAAAUGUGGUACUCUAGCACGAGUUGUGUGGUUCAGAGUAGUACUAGAUGAAGCUCAGACAAUCAAGAAUCACAGAACACAAGUGGCAAGAGCCUGUUGCUCGCUUCGAGCCAAAUGGAGGUGGUGUUUGUCUGGAACUCCAAUACAGAAUACGAUUGAUGAUUUAUAUAGCUAUUUCAGGUUUCUUAAAUAUGAUCCGUAUGCCGUGUACAAGUUCUUUUGCAAUACACUCAAGUUUCCAAUUUCCAAAAAUUCUCUUCAUGGUUACAAGAAGCUUCAAGCUGUUCUAAGGGCUGUAAUGCUACGCCGUACCAAAGGAACAUUGCUUGAUGGGCAACCCAUAAUUAACCUACCUCCAAAGAAAGUUAAUUUGAGCAAGGUGGACUUUUCAGUGGAGGAGCGGUCCUUCUACAGGAAACUUGAAGCAGAUUCACGAUCACAGUUCAAGGCCUAUGCUGCUGCAGGAACUUUGAGCCAAAACUAUGCAAAUAUUCUUUUGAUGCUUUUGCGACUACGCCAAGCUUGUGACCACCCACAGCUAGUUAAAGGAUAUAACUCAGAUCCUGUUGGAAAAGAAUCAGAAGAAGCUGUCAAAAGACUUCCUAGGGAGGCUCGAAUCAACCUGCUCAAUCGUUUAGAGUCAUCCUCUGCCAUCUGCUGUGUCUGUGAUGAUCCACCAGAAAACCCUGUUGUUACAUUGUGUGGCCAUGUAUUUUGCUAUCAGUGUGUUUCAGAGUAUGUAGCUGGGGAUGAGAACACGUGCCCUGUACGGAGAUGCAGAGAACAGCUUGGGCGUGAUGUUGUUUUCUCUGAAUCUGCCCUUAGAAAUUGUAUCACCGAUGAUUUAGGCUGCAGCUCUUCACAGGAUAUUGAUCUCGAUAAAUCAGUUAUUCUAAAAAACGAGUUUAGUUCAGCAAAAAUCAAAGCUGUCCUUGAUAUCCUGCAGUCGCUAUCCAAACAAGGCAGUCCAAACUCAGCACAGCAUGGUCAAAUGUCUUCUUCCUCACAGCCAUAUGACGAUGAUGAUGUUACCAUAUGGACUGGUAUGCUUGAUUUGAUUGAGAUGUGUUUUGAUGACAAAUGUAUAGAAUUCAGAAGAUUAGAUGGUACGAUGAGUCUAGCAGCAAGAGACAGAGCUGUAAAAGAAUUCAGCAAUGAUCCAGAUGUAACGGUGAUGCUGAUGUCUCUAAAAGCUGGAAACCUUGGGCUGAAUAUGGUAGCUGCAUGUCAUGUUAUUCUUCUGGAUCUUUGGUGGAAUCCAACAACCGAAGAUCAAGCUAUUGAUCGUGCACAUCGUAUUGGACAAACUCGGCCAGUUACUGUUACUCGCAUUACUAUAAAAGAUACCGUUGAGGAUAGAAUUUUGGAGCUUCAGGAAGACAAAAGGAAAAUGGUUGCAUCUGCAUUUGGUGAAGAUCGUGGUGGAAGCUCUGCAACACGACUGACAGUAGACGAUCUCAAAUAUCUGUUUAUGGUGUAG
Messenger RNA from Arabis nemorensis, 1515 nucleotides. Lineage: Eukaryota; Viridiplantae; Streptophyta; Magnoliopsida; Brassicales; Brassicaceae. The record is from the annotation of a GenBank genome assembly.